CAUUUGCCGUUGAUAGAACCGAUAUUUUUUGGUGAUCUAAGCUCUAGAGGGUUGAGAAUUGAGUUUUCACUUGGGCCGCUGCAUCAUGAAGAGAACUGAUACAGGAGCACCUCUUCAGAAUUUUCUUGCAAUAACAUAGGUGAUACAUUCCACACAUAGGUGCCCGGUUUCUGGUUUUCAAUUUGUCCAAAAUAUGAAACUGAAGUAGUAAUGGAAUACAAUUGCAAAUAAAUGAGGAGCAUCAGUAGCUCUGGAUUCCUGCAGAACCAUUUGUGAGAAAAGCCUUCAGAGCAGAUGCAUGCAUGCCAUGCUUCUCUCUUCAAUUAUUGUAAGUUGGAAAGUGGUGCACUCUGUUCACAUUAUUUGGUUAGAAUCAUUUGUAGUAACUGAACAAUUAGACACCAUCUACAGUGGAUUGGAUGGUCUAAAGAAGAUUAUUAAACACAGAAAAAUAAACUUCACCGGGCUUACACAGUGCCAAUGCUAAGCGAUCUUAAGAACAUUCAGUUGUAGGUAAAACAGAGUAUCUGGCCACAUAUAGAAUUAUGAAAUCAUAAAAAUAUACUCACAAUAGUGAUGUAUGAUUGCAAAUAAAACAAGUUGCAGGGGCCACCCAUCGACAGUCCUUCUCUCCAACAACCGCACAGGGGAACAGAGCACACGCCAUAUUUGUCUCCAAAUAAUUGAGAGGCCGCCAGUAGGUACCUGCCAGUCAAUAUACAUCUCAGAUCUGAAUUUGCUUGCAUCCUCUCUCCAGCAACCUCACUUUCCCAUACCAAGCAGAGCCUUCGACGCGUGAGAGAUCUGCACAAGGCCGGCGACAAAUUUGGGCGUUGGUAAGUUUCCUAUUCCUCCGAUCUGCAAGACCAUGGCAGAGUCACUCCUUCUCCCUCUAGUGCGCGGCGUGGCUGGCAAGGCUGCAGAUGCACUUGUCGAGACGGUGACCCGCAUGUGUGGCCUCGACGACGACCGUCAAACGCUCGAACGGCAUCUACUAGCCGUCGAGUGCAAGCUGGUCAACGCUGAGGAGAUGAGCGAGACAAAUCGCUAUGUCAAGAGCUGGAUGAAGGAGCUCAAGUCCGUCGCCUACCAGGCUGACAACGUGCUCGACGACUUCCAGUAUGAGGCACUGCGCCGCGAAUCAAAGAUUGGCAAGUCCACUACCCGAAAGGCACUCAGCUACAUCACGCGCCACAGCCCGCUGCUCUUCCGUUUUGAAAUGAGCAGGAAACUCAAGAGCGUCCUCAAGAAGAUCAGUAAGUUGGUUGAAGAGAUGAACAGGUUUGGCCUGGAGAGUUCUGUCCGUAGGGAGGAGCAACAACAUCCUUGCCGGCAGACGCACUCAAAACUGGACGAGACUACCCAGAUCUUUGGAAGGGAAGAUGAUAAGGAGGUGGUGGUGAAGUUGCUGCUGGACCAGCAGGAUCAGAAGAAGGUGCAGGUAUUGCCCAUAUUUGGGAUGGGUGGUCUUGGCAAGACGACUCUUGCAAAGAUGGUGUAUAAUGACCAAGAGGUCCAGCAACAUUUCGAGUUGAAGUUGUGGCACUGCGUGUCAGACAACUUUGAUGCCAUUCCUCUUUUGAAAUCCAUCAUUGAGUUGGCUGCAAAUGGAAGUUGUAACAUGCCUGACACGAUUGAGCUGUUGCAAAAGCGACUUGAGCAAGUCAUUGGCCAAAACAGGUUUAUGCUCGUGCUUGAUGAUGUAUGGAAUGAAGAUGAGAGGAAGUGGGAGGAUGUCCUGAAGCCUCUUCUGUGUUCUGUUGGUGGACCAGGAAGCGUCAUUGUUGUCACAACUCGAAGCCAGAAAGUGGCCUCUAUAAUGCAGACCCUUGGAACCCAUAAGCUAGCAUGUCUGAAUGAACAAGAUUCAUGGCAAUUGUUUGCACAGAAAGCAUAUAGCAAUGGUAAAGAGCAGGAGCAAGCAGAGUUGGUCAGCAUUGGCAAACGUAUUAUCAACAAAUGCAGGGGGUUGCCUCUUGCUCUCAAGACAAUGGGCGGAUUGCUAAGUUCAUAUCAGCAAGUACAAGAAUGGAAGGCCAUCGAAGAAAGUAAUAUAAGGGAUACUGUUAGAGGGAAAGAUGAGAUCAUGUCUAUUCUAAAGUUGAGCUAUACACACCUAUCAUCUGAAAUGAAGCAAUGUUUUGCAUUCUUAGCAGUUUUCCCCAAGGACUAUGUGAUGGACAAGGACAAGUUGAUCCAACUAUGGAUGGCAAAUGGUUUUAUUCAAGAGAAGGGAACGAUGGAUUUGAUACUCAGAGGAGAAUUCAUUUUUGAUGAGUUGGUUUGGAGGUCCUUCCUCCAAGAUGAGAAAGUGGUAGUAAAAUAUGCUGGCAAGUUUGGUAACACAAAAUAUGAGACAGUUCUAUGUAAAAUGCAUGACUUAAUGCAUGAUCUUGCAAAAGAUGUCACAGAUGAAUGCGCAAGUAUAGAAGAAUUGUCUCAGCAUAAAGCAUUAUCAAAAGGUAUUUGUCACAUGCAAAUGUCAAAGGCUGAAUUCGAACGAAUCAGUGGGUUAUGCAAAGGCAGAACAUACCUCCGCACUUUGUUAUCUCCUUCAGAAUCAUGGGAGGAUUUUAACUAUGAGUUUCCAAGCAGAUCACACAAGGAUAUUAAGGAGUUGCAACAUGUAUUUGCGUCAGUAAGAGCAUUGCAUUGCUCCCGCUCCCCUUCUCCAAUUGUCAUUUGCAAGGCCAUAAAUGCAAAACAUUUACGGUAUCUUGACCUCUCAAAGUCUGACAUCGUUAGGUUGCCAGAUUCAAUAUGUAUGUUGUAUAACCUGCAAACACUGAGGCUCAUAGACUGCCAUGACUUGCAACAGUUACCACAAGACAUGGCAAGAUUGACAAAGCUCAUCCAUCUUUACCUUUCUGGUUGUGAGAGUCUCAAAAGUAUGUCUCCAAACUUUGGUCUGCUGAACAACCUUCACAUAUUAACAACAUUUGUUGUGGGUACCGGAGAUGGCCUUGGAAUAGAGCAGCUCAAAGACUUGCAAAACCUUAGCAAUAGGUUGGAACUAUUGAACUUGGACAAGAUAAAGAGUGGGGAGAGUGCAAAAGAAGCCAAUCUCAGCCAGAAGAAAAAUCUAAGUGACUUGUUGUUCUCUUGGGGCCAAGAAAUAGAUGAUGAGCCUAGAGAUGUGGAAGAAGUGCUUCAGUGUUUAGAACCUCACAGUAAUAUCCAAAAACUGGCGAUAUGCGGAUAUGUUGGCCUAGAAAUAACACAAUGGAUGAGAAAGCCUCAGAUGUUUGAUUGCUUGAGAGAACUCAAAAUGUUUGGCUGCCCAAAAUGCAAGAGUAUCCCUCUAAUAUGGUUCUCGGUCUCUCUAGAGAUUUUGGUCUUACAGUGGAUGAAUAACCUGACUACAUUAUGCAAUAACCUUGAUGCGGAAGCCGGAGGAUGCAUCACCCCUCUGCGGAUUUUCCCAAGGUUGAAGAACAUGAGGUUGAUUGAGUUAGCAAGCCUGGAGAUGUGGGCAGAAAAUAGUAUGGGAGAGCCUAGUUGUGAUAACCUGGUAACAUUUCCAAUGCUUGAAGAGCUAAGGAUCAUAGAUUGCCCCAAGCUUGCAAGUAUUCCAGCGAUCCCCGUUGUCAGCAAGUUGAGCAUAGUUGGAGUUCACGGUUGUGCAGUCGGUUCAGUUUUUAUGUGUAUCCGUUUGGGUUCCUGGCCAUUUCUUGCUGAGUUAACUCUUGGGUCUCUAAAAGACAUACCCAUGUUGCCUCUAGACCCCCAGCAAAGCCAAAGUCAAAGACCUCUUGAAAAGCUUGAGAGUUUGACUCUGAUAGGGCCCAACAGCUUGAUCAGAAGCUUCGGAUUGUCCGAAUCACAACUUAUGGUUUGGAAAUGUUUUCGGUUCGUGAGAAAUCUGAAGAUAUAUGGUUGCAGCAAUCUUGUCCGCUGGCCAACAGAGGAGCUCCGGUGCAUGGAUCGCCUCCGCUUUCUGAGUAUCACAAAUUGUGACAACCUGGAGGGGAAAAAUUCAUCGUCUGAGGAGGAAACCCUUCCGCUGUCCCUGGAGGGUUUGACGAUCGGAAACUGCCGCAGUGUAGUAGCACUGCCUUGGAACCUUGGAAAUCUUGCCAAGCUGAGGCGUCUCAAUGUGAGUUACUGCAGGAGCCUGAAAGUGCUGCCUGAUGGGAUGUGUGGCCUCACUUCUCUGAGGGAAUUAUGGAUUUGGAAUUGUCCAAGUAUGAAGAAAUUCCCGCAUGGUCUCCUAGAGCGGUUGCCAGCUCUCGAACACUUGAGCAUACAUGACUGCCCGGAGUUGGGAACACGAUGCAGAGAAGGUGGGGAGUAUUUCCACUUGCUCUCCUCUGUCCCACGUAAAGACAUUUCGCGAUGACGGCGCCAUGGAAAUCCAGAAUAAUAGCUGUGAAGUAAAUGGGCAUACGCGUGAGUCCCCUCCCCUGAUAAAUAAUCAGUCUCCGUUGUGUGUAAAUAAAAUAAAUGUUAAUCGAUGGUACCUGCAACUGCAGGUAUGAAUCUCUGAAAGCCUCCGCAUUAUCAAAAGGUAUUUGUCACAUGCAAAUGUCAAAGGCUGAAUUCGAACGAAUCAGUGGGUUAUGCAAAGGCAGAACAUACCUCCGCACUUUGUUA
Messenger RNA from Hordeum vulgare subsp. vulgare (domesticated barley), 4593 nucleotides. Its product is annotated as putative disease resistance protein RGA1. The record is from RefSeq and is a predicted model, not a curated record. Bases 869 to 4339 code for a protein of 1156 amino acids. The transcript is spliced from 2 exons. Gene Ontology annotation, molecular function: ADP binding. Gene Ontology annotation, biological process: defense response to other organism. Lineage: Eukaryota; Viridiplantae; Streptophyta; Magnoliopsida; Poales; Poaceae.